Messenger RNA from Misgurnus anguillicaudatus (oriental weatherfish), 352 nucleotides. It is a transcript of the gene rpl38, whose product is annotated as ribosomal protein L38. Gene Ontology annotation, molecular function: structural constituent of ribosome. The record is from RefSeq and is a predicted model, not a curated record. NCBI's taxonomy places the organism in Eukaryota, Metazoa, Chordata, Actinopteri, Cypriniformes, Cobitidae. Gene Ontology annotation, cellular component: ribosome; cytosolic large ribosomal subunit. Gene Ontology annotation, biological process: protein-RNA complex assembly; translation.
CGCCGUGCACGGUUUAUAUUAGGCGUUUACGCGGAAGUCCCGCCCCUUUUCCCCCCUCGCUCGCAGGCUGUGGUCCAGUUGCAGCGGUAACAAAAUGCCACGCAAAAUUGAAGAAAUCAAAGAUUUCCUGCUUACAGCAAGGAGGAAGGAUGCCAAGUCCGUCAAGAUCAAGAAGAACAAGGACAAUGUGAAAUUUAAGGUGCGCUGCAGCAGAUACCUGUACACAUUGGUCAUCACAGACAAAGAGAAGGCUGAGAAACUCAAGCAGUCCCUGCCACCUGGUCUGGCUGUGAAAGAGCUGAAAUAGAUGUUUCUGUUGUACAAAAACAUUGUAAUAAAAUUGGGAAAAUGA